AUGAGUAGUACAAACGAGUUAGACCAACAAUUACUACAAGAAAACGAUGACUCUAGCUGUCUUUCAGCAUUAGUACUUGUUGUACCUUCGACAAUUGAGGAUUUAACUCUACCAUUACCGUCGUUAUUGACACCGUCAAAAGAAUGCUCAUUUGAAAAUCUGGAAAAUAACCAUAAGCAACUAGAUGAAGAAACGACAGUGAGAAAAGCUCCAUGUAUACAAAUUGAAAAUAUUCAAUAUAAUAGUGAUAACAGUAUAACUCUUAAUAAUGAAAAUACUACAAAACAAGAGCAAGUUACUUCGGAUAACGAUAGUCAAACGCCAUUUAAUGAUAAUAAGAUUUCUAUUUCGGGUGAUAUCAACGCUAAAAGUCCCACUAACAGUCAAAAUGAAAUUGAUAACGAUAAUGAUUAUCAACAUGAGACAGAUCAAAAUGUGAACAGUUCAAGUGUACUAGUUGAAACAACGAAUGACAGUGAUAAGACCGAGAAUGUAAAUGCUGAAUCCUGUGUUACUGUGAUUUCUGAAUAUGAUUUACCUCAAGAAUAUUUGUAUGACAUUAUUAUUAAUGAGAAGCAGCAGCAACAAGAAUCAAAAACAGACGUGCCACUCAAGACAUCACCUUCAACUCCACCCAACAAUAACAUCAAUCGAUCAGAAACAUUAAAAUCAACACAACUGCCAAAUAAACUGUUUCAACGAUCGUCAUCUUAUAAUAACUAUUAUCAAACACACUUUCAACAACAGCAGCAUCCUUAUUUUUAUUAUCAAUCACCACCAUUACCGACAGCCUCGUUGGAUAUCAACCUUAGACGUCAAUCCAGUCGUGAACAACUUCCACCUCCACCACCUCUUAUGUUUAUCUCACCAACAUCUCGAAGUACCGAUUCAAGUACAGCAUUACCAACGAAUUUACCACCUCGACUUCGACAAACAUCAUACAAUGAAGAUGAAAAUAACAUAAGAGCUGAGCAACAGCAGCAAACAGCCGUAGGAAGACAACGACGUAGUAUAUUAACGAGGCUCAUUAAUUUUUUACCCCAUCCUCCACAACCGUUGAUGUCGGCUCCGCCUCCACCUGGACUACUGUUUCCAUUUCAUCCUGUCUUUCAUCCGAGUCAACCUCCCACACAUAUUGCUUACAAUAUUAGUUCACCGCCGAUAAACGGUUCGACAAGGGCAUUUGGUCCCGAGGAUUAUUUACAGUAUCAACCACAACCACUGACAUCAUCACUGUUACCGCAGUUUAAUUCGGCAAGUUUACUGAAUCCGGAUGCACCAGAAUGGGUACCAUCCUUGCCAACAGCUAAUCUAAAUGAGUUGCCGACUAAUACUACGACUGAUAUAGCUGUGAAUCAAGAAACUUUUCCAGAAUUGAAAUCAACAGUUGAGCAACUUCAGACUGACACUGGUAACGAAAAGAAUAACCAGACAGACAACGAAACUCGUACAACGACAGAUCAUGAAAAAGGAUUAACAACUAUGAUCAGUACGUCUCCAGUUAAUUUGCCCUUACCAUCUGCAUCGUCUUCAUCGAGUCAAGAAUCUACUACUUUGGUCAAAGUUGUAAAUAAAAAUCUAGACUCUCAAUCAGAAAAUCAUAUAAAAUCCUCAUUCACAAUUAGUUACUCAGAUAUCAUCGCUGCUCAAACUUCUCAAGACAAUCAGCAACAUCCAACUCGACAAUCGACAUUUAAUAAAACAAAGAUGAAUAAUAAUAAUAACAAUUAUCGUCGACAACCACAACAUUUGGCUUUACCCCCGAGAGAUCGUCAACGACAAUGGUUCGGAUCAGCUAAUCCAAGUAACAACAACAACAAUAACAACACCCGCCAUCAAUCGAAUACAACAUCACUAAAUAACAAAAAAAAUGAAAAAGAAAAUGGUGUACAAGUACAACAUCCGCCAAAUGAUUGGAUUGAAGUACGAUCAAAAAAUAAGAAAAAAUUUGAUCGAACCGGUUCAGGUAUAGAAGAUUUUUGGAAAAUGGACAAUGAGCAACCACAACAGCUAAGUUUACGUACUGAAACGGUUGAUACUUUUCAAUUGAUAUCUUCUACAGAAAAAGAACCAUCUGCAUUGUUAUCAGCUGAAUUGAAUAAUAUUGUAGUAGUAAGCAAAACCUCAACAAAGUUGAGUGAUGAAGAAAAGUCUGUUUCUCACUGUUCUUCGUCAAAUAUAACAUCCGAAGAUGAACAAGAACAGCUAGAAGUUGUAAAAAAUGGUGAAAAAGAAGAAAACAAACAAGAAGAUAUCAGUGAAGAAAUGACAGUUAUUGAUUAUGAUCGUCAAACUAUUCAAAAUGUUAAAAAAAUGCUAGAAAACGGAGGUAAAUUAUUGAUCAUUAUGAGAGGUUGCCCAGGUUCGGGAAAAUCGACACUAGCCAAACGUCUGUUGAACGGUUUUGACGGUGUCAUCUUGUCGACGGAUGAUUAUUUUAAACAGAAUGAUCAGUAUACAUUCGACGCCAAUAGAUUAGACGAGGCACAUAAAUUUAAUUGGAGAAGAGCUUCAGAAUCUUUGAAAAGUAGUAAAAAGCUAAUUAUUAUUGAUAAUACAAACACAACUUCGUGGGAAAUGAGACCGUACGCAGCAAUGGGUAAAGAAGCUGGCUACAAUGUAUUAAUCGUUGAACCCCAUACACCAUGGAAAUUUAAAGCAAGAGAACUAUUCAAACGUAAUACUCACAAUGUUCCAUUACGUCGUAUUAAAGAUAUGCUUAUCCGUUUCGAACAUAAUGUAAAUGUUAAAUCGUUACUUGAACGCGUUUCAUCAGUUGUGAGUACUACAGUUAUUCAGUCACAUGAAAUACAAAUUCCAUUACCUCAACGAACGCUUAUUCAACGAAAUUAUUCAUCAACGACGACAACUGUGAACACGGUAGUUACUAAUAGUACUGAAACAAUACCUACCCAGGAAGCAAUUUUAAACGAUGUUAAAUUGUGUAUUGACGAUAUGAUUUUGUUUAUAACAUCAACUUUUUAUCAGACAAUUGUUCUAGCAUCAACUGCAUCGUCCACAACCCCAACUUCAACUGCCCCAUCACCAUCUCAACCAACGUCGCCUCAAAUGUGCAGUAUAUCAUGUUAUGAUUAUCCAUUGAAUAGUACAACGCCAAUAUCUCUUACAAGCACUCCUCUCACACCUCAUCAUCGUUUUCAUCGUUCAUUAUCAUCUCGCUUUUCAACGUCUACCACAAUCUCUAUUCAAGAUGGAGAACAUAUUCUAAGGCUCCCAACAGCAACAUUUCCAAGAUGUGAACCAUUGCCAUUAAAAACGAAGAAAAAAAAUCGAAAUAAAAAAAGUGUCGUAGCAAUUAAUGAAAAUAUAAACAAUAAUAACAAUGUUGUUCAACCACAACAAGCCGAAUCAAAUCAGUCCUCUGAACAACAACAACACUAUGAUGUAUUCGUUCAAGAAGAUUUUGCAGAUCAAUGUUUGGUAGUUGAUGAAUCAAAUCAAAAUGAGACAGUAGAAGAUAAAAACAAAAGUACAACUACGAGCAAUAAUUGGCUGAAUAACUUUUCACAACAUGGAAUACAAGUAAAUACACAAAUUGGUGAAAAAUUUUCGCCACUACCAUCAACAAAUGUGAAAAAAGAACUUGUGAAUAUAAUUCAUAAUGAAUUGAACACAUAUGAUCAACAACAGACAAAACCGACAAAAUUAUUAGCAGAUAUUUCUAUUCAAUGUUCACAAGACGAAAUACUUGAUACAUUGCAAAAUCUAUCUUCUGAAUAUCCAAUAUUAAUCGGUUCUAUGAUACCAAUAGCCUCUUUGUCAAAUAAUACUUGUGCAACUGUUACCUUUUUACCCGGUCUUUAUGAAUGUGGUAUUCAGGUCGAUUUAUCAGACGGAAAUGAUGAUCCUCUAUCUUAUUUAAAUUCAUUAUAUUCAUCUAAAAUUAACACCGAGCUUAUUUUACAAUUUUAUGAAUUAUGUAAUUGUGAUUUACAAUGGACUAAGUCUCAAUUAGAUGAAUACUUAGUACAUCUACAUCCACAGUCACAGAUGAUGCAAUCACCGAAAUCAAAUACUGGAGAAACAAAUUAUGAUUCUAGUAUAGAAACUACAAACAGACAACAGCAACAAAGACGACAACGCUCCUUAGUAUCAUUGAAACAAUGUUGUCUUGACGUGUUAAAUGAAUGGGAUUCAUCAAUCAAAGAAAAUGAUCCAAAUUUUGAUACAAAUUCAAUUAGUGAACUUUUAGAAGAUAUCAAUGAUGAUGAUGAUCAGCUACUUGUUGAUUGUCUGAAUGAUUUCACUGUGAGCAGCAUUCCAAAUAACUCAAACAGCGAGCAAGAACAUAUUCAUUUUCUCGAUCCAAAACACCUACUAAUACCAUCAACUAUCGUUAAUACCAUGGAAGAAAUAUAUGGUAAAUUACCUAGAGAUCAAUCAUUGUCAACUCAUCAUUUGACAAUGGGAACAGAUGGAUAUCAAGACGGAAUUUUGCUUCCAUUUGACGAUGAUUUAGCUAUCACAUUAUAUCAAGCUAUGCAACGACAUAUAUUAAAAUCAGAUACAAAUAAUGUAUCAUCUCUGAUAGAUGUCAGUCAAGAACAAGUGCAACAGAACACAUCCAAAAAUGCAAAAAAGUUACUGAAAAAACAGCAAAAGCAGCAAAAUAGUCAAUGGAAUAAUAAAAAUACAGUUGAAAAUGAAUAUGAUGAACACAUGAAAGCUAUUAAUACUAAUAUACCGUCUCUUAAACAGAUAAUAGCAGAAGAGCAAAGAGCUGAAAAAAAGCAUCAGGAACAACAAAUGGAACGAAAACGUCGUCUCCCAUACGAAAUAGAUUAUGCAUCUGGAGUAAAAUUAAAACGUCUUGAAGAACAAUUUCCUCAAUUUUCACCUGAUCUAAUCUAUGAAAUAUUUCGAGAAAACGAGUCGAAUUAUGAUCUAACGUUGACCUGCAUCGCUUCAAUGUUAUAUGAAAAUGUAACUAUAACAAAAUCUCCAUCUAUCAUAUCAAGUAAACCGAUUCGGUCAUCGCUUUUACCUCAUUCACAUGACGAUACAUCAACAACAAUAAGCACAGGAACUAUAACAGGACAACUGAUUCAACCAGUUAAUGAAACUUAUCAAGAAUUAAGAGCCGAUGCAUUGAAACAUGGACAAAUACGAAAACAAAUGUAUAAAAAAGCACACGAAGCAAAUAAACAUGGUAUGAUUGGUGUUGUUUCCUUUUAUAUUGAUAAAGCAAGUGAACAUUUAAAACUAAUGAAACGUUCAAAUCAAAUUGCUUAUGAAAAGUUAUCUGAAUAUCGUCGACAACAAUUUUAUCAAACCCAUCAGCUUGAUUUACAUGGACUCCAUUGUGAUGAAGCUUUACAUUUAUUACAGAGAAUAAUCCAAGAGAAUAAUAACAGUAAUAGCAAAAAAAAUAAAUUUGAAAUUAUAACUGGUUGGGGUAAAAAUUCCUCAUAUGGUGGUGGUGACGGAAAAAUAAGAACAACAAUCAUCAAUUAUUUAAAAUCAAAAAAUUAUAGAAUUAUAAAAGAAUUUAAAGAAGUUCUUGAUAGUAAAGAGGUUGCUCAAUGUGGUAUUAAAAUUGAUGGUUUGGACGAAAUACAAAUGAAUUCAAAUGCAUAUACAAACAGUGGCAAAGCACUUAAUUUAAAAGGCGAAAUUGAUGGUCCACCGGAUACACCUUAUGCUGGCGCCAAAUAUAACUUAGAAAUAUUUGUGUCGGAUACUUAUCCAUUUAAUCCACCAAAGGUACGUUUUAUCACAAAAAUUUGGCAUCCAAAUAUCAGCAGUGUAACAGGAGCAAUUUGUUUGGAUAUAUUGAAAGAUCAAUGGGCCGCUGCAAUGACCCUUCGUACGGUAUUGUUAAGUUUACAAGCAUUGUUGGCUGCUCCUGAACCCGAUGAUCCACAAGAUGCAGUAGUUGCAAAUCAAUACAAGAAAGAUCGAAAAUUAUUUGAAAAAACUGCUAGACACUGGGCUAAUGUUUAUGCUAGAGGACCCACCCGAGAACCAGAAUGUGAUGCAGCUAUUCAACAAUUAACUGAUAUGGGAUUUAGUGAGGAAAAAGCUCGUGCUGCAUUAAGUACAAUGCAUUGGAAUGUUAAUGAUGCUUUGGAAAAUUUGUGUAAAAGUUAG
Messenger RNA from Didymodactylos carnosus, 6111 nucleotides. The record is from the annotation of a GenBank genome assembly. Lineage: Eukaryota; Metazoa; Rotifera; Eurotatoria; Philodinida; Philodinidae.